GCCGGAGACCCUCGUCGGCCCGUUUCUCACCGCUUUCUUCCCACCCUUCUGCCUAGCUCCACCCAGGCCCGGAUCCCGGCCCCUCCGCCCAUGGUGCCGGGGCCCAGCCUCACACUGGCCGCAGGCUCAGUCCUCGCUCCCGGCCGGCGCGCGCCCCCCAGCAACGCGCCCCGGCCCCGGAUGCAGCCUUCUGGCUGGGUGGCGGCCCGGGAGGCGGCCGGCCGCGACGUGCUGGCCGCCGACCUCCGGUGCAGCCUCUUCGCCUCGGCGCUGCAGAGCUACAAGCGGGACUCGGUGCUGCGGCCCUUCCCGGCGUCCUACGCCCGCCAGGACUGCAAGGACUUCGAGGCCCUGCUUGCAGAUGCCAGCCUGCUACCCAACUUGAAGGAACUUCUCUUGUCUUCCGGAGACAAAGACAAGCGGGCCUGGGACCUGGUGAGCUGGAUUCUGUCCUCCAAGGGCCUGACAAUCCACAGCGCAGGGAAAGCAGAGUUUGAAAAGAUCCGAAAGCUGACGGGCGCCCCUCACACCCCUGUCCCCACGCCGGACUUCCUGUUUGAGCUCGAGUAUUCCGACCCAGCCAAUGCCAAAUUCUAUGAGACCAAAGGAGAACGGGACCUGCUCUACGCCUUCCACGGGAGCCGCCUGGAAAACUUCCACUCCAUCGUCCACAAUGGCCUGCACUGCCACCUGAACAAGACGUCCUUGUUCGGGGAGGGGACCUACCUCACCAGUGACUUGAGCCUGGCCCUCAUUUACAGCCCCCACGGCCAUGGGUGGCAGCGCAGCCUCCUUGGCCCCCUCCUCAGCUGUGUGGCUGUGUGCGAAGUCAUUGACCACCCAGAUGUCAAGUGCCAAACCAAAAAGAAAGAUUCCAAGGAGCUAGAUCGCAGGAGAGCGAGGAUCAAACACAGUGAAGGGGGAGACAUCCCUCCAAAGUACUUUGUGGUCACCAACAACCAGCUCCUGCGAGUAAAGUACCUGCUGGUCUACUCGCAGAAGCAGCCCAAGAGGGCAUCCAGCCAGCUGGCCUGGUUUUCUAGCCAUUGGUUUAUGGUCCUGAUAUCCCUGUAUCUGCUGCUGCUGCUCAUAGUGAGCGCCAUCAACUCCUCUACCUUCCAACACUUCUGGAAUCGGGAGAAGAGAUAAUCUCUCUGGGCCUGGUGUGGGAGCCGUCUUGACCACGUGCCUUAGGAGAAUCUGCCCCAUGCCUCUGCCCCUUUCAUCCAGCCAGGCCGACCCUGGGGGCCAACUGGGGGCCCGUGGACCACUCUGUAUGCCAUCAAUGUGGCGUUGACUCUGAUGAUGCUCCCAGCCACAAUGUGGUCUCUCGUGCUCACGUUUUGUGGGAGCCCCCAUGUCUGCUCCUUCUCAAUUAGUCCUGGGGAGGUGGCUUCCCAGCUGGGGCCCAGGGGAAGGCCAGCCCCAUUUGAAAACAGUGUCCACGCCAUCAGUGCUCCUGGCAGCAAGUGGCCAACCCUUGAUCGCCUUGUUUUGACUGAGACAUCCAAGAGGAACAGUCAUGGUUCAAUGGGCUUGCUUUUGAGUUCCAUCAGCCUUUGUAUGUGAACGCAAAACAUCUUUCACGGUUUUCUCAGAUCAACAGAAACAGCCUUUUGUUCCAGCUCUGCUCCCCACCCCAACCCGCACCCGCCCCCAAACCACAGGCUGAUAAAGGAAGAAUUUCAGAGGUGUGGUAAAAAAAAAACCAACCCUAAACUUAACAUCUUUUUGUAAAAAUUACCAAUGGCUGUUUACAGCUGCAAAUGGAAUCAAGUGUUUUUAAUUUGGGGGGGAAGCUUUUUGACAAAUUAGGCUUUGUGAGGUGAUGGAAAUGGGGUGUCUAAACAUAGGGUACCAUCUGGCCAGUGGCUGGUUUUUCGAGAAAGGGCUCUGAGCUGCAGGCUGGCCCUCCUGCUCUUCUUAGGAAGCGGCCCUGACUGCAGCCUGCCUGGCCCCCAAGCCCUUGGGACUGCUGGGCUAGGGGACAGAGGCCGCCAGCUGUGCAUGGAGCUUCCCUGGGUGUGUGUGUGUGUGUGUGUGUGUGUGUGUGUGUGUGUCACAGGCUGGUGGCUGAAAAUGAGGAGGAAGAGCCUGUGCCCAGCCAGCCAUGGCCCUCUUGGCCCCCUCCUUCUGGCAGGGUGUCAGCCUCGGAGGAACCCAGUCUGAUCCAAGAGUGAGAUUUCUGUAGAGGAGGAGGAAAAUAAUUUUUCUAUAAUUUGUAAAAUUGUGAGAAAGCAACUUUCAUGAUUUCUACAUUGACUGCCAGACCAUUUCAAAGACAAUAAAAGCACUUUCCAACUGA
This is a messenger RNA of Echinops telfairi (small Madagascar hedgehog), 2305 nucleotides long. It is a transcript of the gene PARP16, whose product is annotated as poly(ADP-ribose) polymerase family member 16. Gene Ontology annotation, cellular component: endoplasmic reticulum tubular network; nuclear envelope; intracellular anatomical structure. Gene Ontology annotation, molecular function: protein serine/threonine kinase activator activity; NAD+ poly-ADP-ribosyltransferase activity; kinase binding. The transcript has 6 exons. The record is from RefSeq and is a predicted model, not a curated record. Lineage: Eukaryota; Metazoa; Chordata; Mammalia; Afrosoricida; Tenrecidae. Bases 91 to 1149 code for a protein of 352 amino acids. Gene Ontology annotation, biological process: endoplasmic reticulum unfolded protein response.